UUAAUUCUCUCCUGACCAGACUCAUAAAAGUUUUCAUUCCGAGUUUUGUCUUCGAAGAAAUACUGUGUUGUUUUUGACGAAAGGUGGCGUACUUUCAAAGAAAUAAACGGAGGAUCAGCUGAUUUCUGUUUACAUUUCGAUCGUGUGUGCUAGCUGUCCAUUGAGCUGCUGCUGAGAGCAUGAGCCAGAGAGCGUGGCGAUCGUGAUUCACAGAUUCGUCAUUCGAUGUGUACACAGCACAUGCGAGUUUUCUUACAUUCUUUCCCUGUGCACUGCCAUAGUUCUCACACAGCGACAGGUUACUCGGGCCUGAAAAUGGAUGGAAUGAAACCACCAUUUAAAGGAUAUCAAGUUGUGAUUUAUUUGCUGGUUGGAAUACUAUUGAAUGCAGAUAAUUGCUCAGGUUACAGGCUACCAGGAGGACAAGAGGAACAACUGGGGACAUUAUUGAACUACGACAUCGUCACACCGUAUCGUUUAGCUGGCAGGGAGCGAAGGCAAGCCCAUACAAUUACUCAGGAUGGUCACAUGAGAGAAACAUCAUUUGUUCUAUCAGCUUUUGGAAAACAAUUUACUCUUGAUGUCAGGCUAAAUGAGGGCUUAUUUCCAGCAAGAUACAUUGAGAUGUCAUAUGCACAUGAUGGUGAAGCUGUCACAAGGAAGCCACACCCACAUCAUCACUGUUACUAUCAUGGAGAAGUAAGAGAAGCUAACGUGUCAUCGGUCGCACUCAGUACUUGUAAUGGAAUCAGUGGAGUGUUCACGGCAGAUGGUGAUAGUUAUUAUAUCGAACCACUACUCGAGGCGGACGAAGAACACCUCGUCUACAGACCGCAGGAUAGGCGUGACAAGAAAACAUGGGUGUACGACAUGGAUUCAUCUCAUGAAGAGCAAUACAAGCAAGAAGCGUCGGAGCCAACCUUCGGGCAUCGAACCCGGAGAGACAUCCAUUCCGAAACCAAAUUUAUCGAGCUAGUCAUUGUUAACGACUAUCAAGAGUUUGUACGCUAUAAUGGGAACAUUACACAUGUAGAAGCCAGGAGCAAAGAAAUUGCUAAUGUUAUGGACAUGAUCUACCGUCCAAUGAACGUGAGGGUAGCGCUAGUGGGCGUGGUCACAUGGAGUCAAACCGAUCAAUUUAUCGUCGAGUCAAACCCCGGAAUCACCAUGGGUGAAUUUCAAAGAUGGAGAAAAGACGAACUACUCAGUCUCAUCAAGAACGACAAUGCUCAAUUUAUAACGGGUGUGUCAUUCGAUGGGAGCACAGUCGGGAUGGCCUCGCUCGGGACAAUGUGUUCAGAUGAAAGAUCGGGCGGAGUCAGUCAGGACCAUGACAAGAAUGCUGCUGUUGUUGCCAGCACGGUCGCCCAUGAGAUGGGUCAUAACCUUGGCUUCAUACACGACACCACCGAUGGGUGCCAGUGUGAUGCCCCGUCUAACGUUGGCUGUGUAAUGGAGCCCUCUAGUGGAUCAGUUCCACCUACCAACUUCUCAUCCUGUUCUUACGAGUACUUGGAGACUUCCCUUGAGAAAGGUCUAGGAGCGUGUCUCUUUGACUAUCCUGAUCAGAUCUUUGAUGGACCUAUCUGUGGCAACGGCUUCCUUGAGGUUGGAGAGGAGUGUGAUUGUGGAACAGUAGAGGAAUGUGACAACGAUUGCUGCAUUGCUGCAACCUGUCGUCUACAUGAGAAUGCAACCUGUGCUAUAGGUGGAUGCUGUGAAGACUGCCAACUCAAGAAAGCUGGUGAAGUCUGCAGAGAUCUUAGUAAUAUGUGCGACCUCCCGGAAUACUGUACCGGUCUCUCUGCUGAGUGUCCAGCUAAUGUAUACAGACAGAACGGUGAGUCUUGUGCCAAUAUGGAGUAUGCCACCUGUUAUGACGGUCAAUGCUUGACCUUUGAUGACCAGUGCAAAAAGAUAUGGGGAGAUGGAGCCAGGGUAGCGCAUGAAGACUGUUUUGAUUUUAACACCCAAGGUAGCUCAUUUGGUAACUGUGGAGGUACUAGUCCAUCAUUCCUGCCUUGUGAAAGAAGUAAUGUAAAGUGCGGCAAGCUAAUGUGCAGUGGAGGGGAAUCCUACCCUGUCCUGAGUUCUCUAGCCAAGGCCAGUCAGGGUUACAUCUGGGAUCAAUACAACAACCAGCAAACCUGCAAGUCAGCAUCCAUCGACCUCGGUCAGGAUGUACCGGAUCCGGGUUAUGUCGCCACGGGAUCGCUUUGCGCACCAGGAUUUGUAUGCAGUGAUUUCAGAUGUCAGAAUUUGUCAUCGUUGAAUAUCAGGGCGUGUCCACAGGGCUGUAAUGGUCAUGGGGUAUGCAACAGCAAGAACCACUGUCAUUGUGACCCUCAGUGGAAUCCACCUCUCUGUAACACACCUGGCUAUGGGGGCAGUAUUGAUAGCGGACCUGCCAGAGCCACUGACCAACCAGUAACUUUAUAUCCUAAUACACUCUCGCAAAGCACCAAAUCUCUCAUCACAAGAAAAAUUAUUGUCCGAGGUGGUCCUAGCUCCAACAUGGUGAUCGUACUCCUGGUGAUGUUCCUGUGCGUUCUACCGGGGCUGGCACUGAUAGGGAUCCUCGUCUACUGCAAGAGACAAACUCUUUCCAAAAUGCUGUCCAAGGGAACUACUAAACAAAGCUAUUCAUCAAGCAACUAUCGCAGUCAAGACAAACCUGCACCAGGCCCUUCGCGCCCUGCACCUGGCCCUACGCGCCCUGCACCUGGCGUUACACGCCCUGCACCUGUGAAACCUACGAUACACCACACACAUCUACAGGACUCAUCCAAUGUCUUUAAAUUCCCUCCUUCAAGUGCUUCUUCCACUGCUAUCACACCUGCACGACCAGCACCGGUACCGGCAAGAACUCAUGAGACACCUAUAGUCCACCGGCCUGCACCGACGGUAGCGCCAGCUAAAAAACCAACAGCAAGUAUAGCACCGUUGAAAGCAGAGCCCGCACCAAAACCAGCAAAGCCUCCUGUUCCGUUAAAUAAGCCUCCUAGCCCAGCUAAGAGUGCUCCUCAGGUAUCGGCGCCAGCUCCAAAAGCCAUCCGAGUACCACCCAAACCUCCCUCUGUACCAUCUAGUGCCAAACCACAAUUCAGGUUACCACCUCCUAUAGAAUCUAACACCGACAAACCUACUGCACCGCCAGGACUACCCACAAAACCUGCCCUCAAGCCAACGGUGCCAAAGGUACCCCUAAGACCGACCCCUGUUACGAGGCCCAAACCAAACGUGAAUCGAAACAAUUCCACAGAACUUGACGAAAGCUCAAACUUUUCACCAACGAGUAAAGUCUCAGAACCCCCCGCAAGAGAGAAGUCGGUGCCAGUGCCAGAUAAACCUCUUGUAGCUCUUAAACCAGUACCACCCAAAAAGCCAGCUGUACCAAACAAACCAAGUGUACCAUCCAGGCCACCUGCUCUUAAACCACCUGUCAAGAGGGACCCUGUUGUAUGACGAUAGCAUCUCAACGAUGUAGGCUUUUAUUAAUUAAUGAACACUUUAUCAUCAUCGGUACUUUAGGUCUUUUCUAUGAUUCCAGUGUAUUUAAGACGAAUAUUGUAUGUUUUUCUCGGUUGUAAGAUAUUACUGCCUGUGUUGCACAGAAUGUCAGUUCCAUUAUGGCAGAAAUCUUUACAAACCUUUAGAGUAGUGAUGGAAAAUAAAUACAAAUUUUUGUGUGUGCAAUAGAUAUUUGUCACCAAAUGAUAGAUAGCAAUGUUCAACAUCAUUAACAAAAUAUUGACAUUUACCUGCUUGGUUAUAUUCCAUACCAAGUAUAAGCCUUUGAUUUCCGCCAUAAUGGAGUUGUCAAGAUGACUCUGCUCUUUCAUGUAUGUGUAUUUAUAAAAAAAUAAUGUUUUUCUGGUUAGUAAACCUCUGUAAGGUGACAAUUUGUAAUGUUUCAAGCAUCUGCCCAAUGUUUCAUGCUAGUGAGUUAUCAAACCUUGUCUGAUAUUUUUGAAAAUGUAUUGUUAUAUUUAAUUUAUAUUCAUUACUGUGUUAAUAAUUGUGAUGAUAAAUGAAACAGCUUGGUAAAUUACCUGGUACAAAGUAGUCAUUGAGUAGUCAAAAAGAAGAUUGCCUAAUAUCCCUUUUUCUCUUUAACUUCAUAUUCUGGUUGGUUUAAAAUCAUGUGAGACUUUCCAAGGGACUUCACUAAACAUCCCCAAGAGGAAGAAAUACAGAAUUAAGUUAUCUGUUGAUUUAAUUAAGUAAAUUGUACAUUUCUCCCGUAUUUGGUAUAUUACAGGGUAUUUCUGUGAAGCUCACAUCUCAACUUUUCCACCACUCGUAUCUUUUUGUCCAAAUUAAGAUUAAAUAUUCUAUGGCUAAUUUCUGCAUGUGAAUAAAAAAAUGAUUAGGAAACUGAAUACAUGAAUAUGUCAAUGUGGUACAUGCGCAGCAAAAUCUGUGAAAUGAACAAGGGAUGUAAAUAUAGUUGUAUUUAAUUUAACUUAAAUAGAAAAAUGCUGUGAUGUGAUUAAUUUUUUUUAAUGAUUUGAAAACACAGUAACAUUAUUAAGCCUAAUGCUCAUCAUCUUUAUAACACCUGGCAGCCAUUUCAUAAAGCUGUUUGUAAGUUUACAAAUGAUUCUUUACACAGGACUGAUGACCAUUUCUUGUUAUUAAUGAUUCAUCUCUAUAUAGCUGACUUAACACUUAAGAACAUGUUCCAGUUGACUGAAGUUGUGCGUAAUUUUACGAGCAGCUUUAUGAAACUCCACCCAGGUUGUAUCAUGCUGAAGCAUGUUAUCUAUCUAAGGGACUCUUACAUAAAGAGAUACAAUUAAUAUUUAUAUUUGAUUGUAACUAUUUGUGCAGGAUUUGACAUUGACAAACAAUCAUGCUCUAUUGAACAAUUGAUUGCAUCUUUUGAUAUCACAAGGCAUAGCUGGUAUUUGUGUGUGAGUAGGGAAUAACGGUAAUAUCUCGUGCUGAAACAGGUAACUGCCGGGAAACAAUGUAAGACAGAUUGAGGCUUUUAAGUUAAAUAGAACUGGAAAUACUGCCCUAAAAUGCAUAGAAUGAAUAAAUUCUACAUUUAUUAUCGGGUCCAAUAUAAACUCUACUAUUAAAAUUGCAGCAAAUUUUGGA
This is a messenger RNA of Lytechinus variegatus (green sea urchin), 5106 nucleotides long. Its product is annotated as disintegrin and metalloproteinase domain-containing protein 12-like. Gene Ontology annotation, biological process: proteolysis. The coding region runs from base 226 to 3465 and encodes 1079 amino acids. The transcript has 21 exons. NCBI's taxonomy places the organism in Eukaryota, Metazoa, Echinodermata, Echinoidea, Temnopleuroida, Toxopneustidae. The record is from RefSeq and is a predicted model, not a curated record. Gene Ontology annotation, molecular function: metalloendopeptidase activity.